Molecule: messenger RNA, 3828 nt
Organism: Plasmodium vinckei vinckei
Lineage: Eukaryota; Apicomplexa; Aconoidasida; Haemosporida; Plasmodiidae
Product: conserved Plasmodium protein, unknown function
Exons: 3
Coding region: 1-3828 (1275 amino acids)
Source: RefSeq, a predicted model, not a curated record
AUGUGUGCAAACAAAAUGGGGGAGCAAGAUCCAAACGAUGAAUUAUAUUCCAAACUUUGUGAGUAUAUAAAUCAGAUUGGGAAUACUUCAUAUUGUGAUGGAAAGAUUCAUUUUAAAAAUGUAGAGAAAAAUGGUGAAGAUAAAAAAAAAACACAUACCAGUUCUCAGUUUAGUAUCGAUAAACUUUAUUGUCAUGAUAGGGAAGAAAAAAAAAAUGAAGAUCAAAAUAACGAGAACAAUGAAGAAAAGAAUGAAAUGGUGAAAUAUGAGGACUUGUUUAUGGAAAUAGAAAACUAUUAUUUAAUUUAUAAAUUGAAUAGAAAGUUUGAAGAGUAUAAAAAUAUUAAAGAAAUUGAAUUAAUAAAAAAUAAAAGGACAUCAAAUUCAGAAGAAAUAGUUAAAAAAAUUCAUACGAUUUUAGAUCAUCAUCAAGCUAUAAAAGAUGAAUUAAAUAUACUAGUACAAAAUAAACAUUCUAUAUAUAAAACUUUUUAUUCUAUAUUUUUAAAUUAUUAUGAUAAAUAUUCUCAAAUAAAACAAAUUAAAUUAAAUAAGAAUAAACUAAUACAACAUUUAAGACAUUACACAAAUGCUGAACGGUUUGAAGCUAUUAUAAAUAAUAUAGAAACAAAUGGAUAUCAAUAUUUUAUAGAUAUAUUUAACAGAUCCCAAUUUGAUGAUGAUCAAAUUAGUAAUCCAUCAACCAGUAGUGAUACUACCAUCUCUAGUUCAGAUCAUAGUUAUACAAGUGAGAUUGAUCAAAUCGAUGAAGCUGAUAAAUGUAGCAUAGAUAAUAGUAAUUCUGAUGAUAGUGUUAGUGACCUUUUACAAAAUACUGAAUGGGAAGUUGAUCAAUAUGACAUGUCUAGCGACAUAGAAAUUGAAGAAAACGAAGGAAGUAAAUUUGAUGAAAAUAGGGAAGAAGUUGUAGGAUAUAUUAAAAAAAAUUCUAAUAUGAUAACAAACAAACUUCAAAAUAAAAAAUGUAAAAAAAAUAUAUAUACUACUAAUAAAAUGGAUAAUAAAAAAUAUGAUACGUUUAUAAAUAAUUUUCCAAAAAAAUGGAAUAAAAAAAAUGGUGUAAAAAAAAAAAAAAAUGUUAAAAAAAAUGAAAUUUAUUAUAUGCUUCAAUCUUCAGAAAAAGCUAUAAAGUUUUUUAAAAAAAAUCCAACUUAUUUUAACGCCAAAAAUAAGCUAGCCAAAUAUCAAUAUAUUAUUAAACGAAUACUAAAAUAUGUUAUAAAUAUGUUUAGAGAUGUUUUAAAUAAUACAGAUUUAAAUAUUCUAGAUAAAAAAAAUACGGAUGAUCAAAGUAAUAUAUAUGAUAUCAUGCCGUAUGGACAAGAAAUAAAAUAUGGCCAUAUAAAUAGAAACACUUCCAACAACAAUAAUACAUUAUUUAAUCAUCAAACUCGAAACAAAAAUAAUAUCAAUGAAGAAAAUAAUCAUAAACAAUCAUUAUUACAUACAGAUAAAUAUACACACAAAAAAAGCCACGAUGUUGCUACCAGUUCAGCACAAGAGGAUAGAACUGAGAUGCCCCAUCAUGAUGGUGAUUCUAAAAAUUUAUUUGGCGUCGAAAAAAAAGCAGAGGAAACCAACAAAAUGGAAAAUACAAAAAGAGAAAACCAGAAUGAACAACACAUAAAAAAUAAGUAUAAUGUUGAAGUAAAAAAUGAGAUUGAUCAUGGAAAGUACAAGUUAGGGUACCUAGAAAAUGGCGUGAAAAAUACAUCGAUAUUUCUUACAAAUGAUGAACAAGAAAUUGAUAAAAUUUAUAAUAAUGUGAAUAUUAUAUAUUUUAAUAAACAUAUAAAUGUUAUAGAAUAUUAUGAUAAAUAUAAAAUAAAAUGUGGGUGUGUAAAAGAUAUAAUAAGUUUUAUAUAUUUAAAAUUUCAGGAUGAAAAUGAUUUAUAUAUUGAUGAAUAUAAUUCUUUAGAAAGUUUAUAUGUAAGUUCAAGAUUAAAAAUAUUAAAUAAUAAUUUAUUAAAAAUAUUUGAAAAUUUUUCAAAAAAUAAUAUGCCAAAAUAUAUAAAGAAUAUAUGUUUAUUAGCUAUAUAUAUAACAAAAUUAGAAGUAGAUUUAUAUCAUUCCAUAUUUAAUAAUAAUUUAAAUACAUCUAUAAAUAUUAUAUUGAAUAAUAUUGGAUUAGCUAUAUAUGAUAAUAUUAAUCAAACUAUUUAUCAAUUAAAUAAUAUUAAAAUUAUUAGGGAAAUUAUUCAAAUGAUUUAUCUAGAUAUUAUUGAAAUAUAUACAGAUAAUAUAUAUAGCAUAAUAAGAGAUUAUUUUAAAAAGUUGUCUAACAUACUAAAAGAAAGAUUAUUAUAUAUCGUAGAAAUGCAUAUGUCAUACUAUACAAAAAAUAUUAACACAUCUAUUCCUUACAUUUGUUUUAAACCUGUUAAGAAAAAAUUUAUUAACAUAAUUAGUGAUUUCUUUGCGGCAUCCAAUAUGGAUGAUAAUACUGGAAUGAAUGAAAAUAAAAAAAGUCAAAAUAUAAACACUAACAAUAAUAAAGAAACAGAGUCACAUUUUGAAACAUCAUCAAGUGAUAGUGCAGGAAGUGAUAAUAAUAAUAAUUAUAUGGAACAUACAUAUAAUAUAAGCUUAUUAAAUGAAAAAAAUGUAUAUAAAAAUUUUAAUUUUCACAACUCUCAAUUUAGUAAAGAUAGUACUUUUUCAUUAGCAGGUAUAAAUGUUAAUAUAAUUGGAACUAUUUUAAUUUUAAAAACAUUGAAUUAUAUAAUAGAACAAAAUAUAUUUAUGGAUAUUUUUAAAGAAUGCUUAAUAAAUUCAUUUAAUUCAUUAACCUAUAUUUAUAAAGAAAGUACAAAAAAUAAUGAAGAUACCGGAAAAAACGAUAACAAUAAUAAUAAUACUAUUAAUGCUGAUUUAUUUUUGAUUAAAAAUUUGAGUUUUUUAAUUUAUUUAUUUUAUAACAUAACUAAUGAUACAGAUUAUUUUAAAUUAUAUUUAAAUCAAGAAUUAACACAUGAUUUAUUGUAUCAACAAAUAAAUGAUAAAUUAAGGAAAGACAAAGAAACUGGAAAAAUAAGAGAUACAAAUAAUCUAACACAAGGACAAGAAUAUUCAAUAUUUUAUUUUAUUAAAAAGGUUUAUAACAUAUCUUCUACAGAUGAUAUUCAAUACAAAAUAUUAUCCUCCUUUAAUCAAUCUAUGCAUAAUUUUUCCAUUACUACAAUUGCUCGAGUUUGUUUCCCCCUGAUUAAUAUUUUGUCUGCUGAAUAUAAAGACAAGUUUUCGGAAAAAGAAGAGAGCAUAAAAAAUAUGCUUGAAAAGUUGUUAAGUAACAAAAAUGAACAAGCCGAUAAUCAGAACAAUGAAUCAUUUAAUUAUGUAAAAAUUGAUUUUAGCUAUUUGAAAAAUGUAAAUUUUGAUCUAUUAGAAAGUUAUGGAAACAAACUGAAUGACGACAGUGUAGAAAAUGACAACAAUACGGAUAUAAACAUUUUAAAAACAAACUUAGACUCAUUUAAAAAAGGGCUAUAUAAAUUAUUCCCUAAAAUAUAUUUUUAUGUUAAAAUAUUUAUCAUUUCAAAUGCUGAUAACCAUUUUAAAGGAAAUAAUUUUUUUUAUUCCCUUUUCAACUAUAUCAUAGGUGUGUUGAAAUAUAAAAUCAUUUUCUUAUUAAGCGAAGUCUACCUAUUGCUACGGUGCAAAUACCCCAAGUGUGUAAAAGAAAUAUUUGAAGAAAAUUAUAUUGAGGAUAUUUUCUUUUUUUUAAAAUCAAAUGACUAUUUUUGCAAUUUUGAGGAUAUACAAAAAUGCUACGAGUUAGGAAAAAGCUAUGAUAUUUUUUCUGACUAG